Sipha flava (yellow sugarcane aphid) is the source of this 1628-nucleotide messenger RNA. RefSeq names its product coiled-coil domain-containing protein 85C (gene Ccdc85). The record is from RefSeq and is a predicted model, not a curated record. Gene Ontology annotation, molecular function: calcium ion binding. The transcript is spliced from 8 exons. Bases 434 to 1558 code for a protein of 374 amino acids. Lineage: Eukaryota; Metazoa; Arthropoda; Insecta; Hemiptera; Aphididae.
AAAAAUAAAUACGUUAAUAUCCUCUUUGGAAUAUUUGUUCAACAGUUGAUAGAGUGGUUGCUGUGUUCUACAUCUUGAUAUUUUUGUGGUAGUACCAAAAAGAGAACCUGUUUCUAACAGGUUGUCCAAAGAAUUUUGACUUUAUAUUGUAAAUAUUAAACAGGUCGCUGUAUGCUAUCACUUUUUUUUCUGCUUCUAUUUAGAAUUUAAUAUUUGACAAUAUUAAAUAUUAUUUACCCACUUAUCGUUCAGUUGUCGUGUUGGUGAAUUUCUUUGAGAAAACUUUCCCUCUUCAAUUGCUUAUAAUUAAUGGAUUAGUAUUUCAUUUAAUAAUUUCUGAACAGUUAAAACUUUAUAUGAUUUACAGUGUUUAUAAUAUGGUUUACUUUAUGUAUGUAAUUUAACAUGGUCAAUCGUACAUAGAUGUUUUAUCAUGUCUUGUGUUAGUGGAUUGCCAAAAAAUUAUAAUGGCCAAAACAAUACAACCAGCCAAAAAUCAAAUGUUGUAAUACCCCCUAAGUAUCAACCACCACCAAGCCCUAGUUGUCAAUUUAAUGGACAACUAAAUAAUUACUCAGCAUCUAAUAUUGACAGAAGACAACAAAGUGAAAAGCCAUAUGCCAAUACAGUGGACAAUCAUAGAUAUCGAACUUUGCCAGGAGAGCAACCAACGGAUAUGUUGAAGUUUGUACGGAAAAUAGAUUCGGACAAUACAAACAAAAUAUCUUCAGAUCAGGUGGGGCAGUUGAUGGCAGAAAUCAAUGGUUUAAAAGAAGUGAAUCAAAGACUGAAUGAUGAAAAUCAAGAAUUACGUGAUUUAUGUUGUUUUUUGGAUGAUGAUAGACAAAAAGGACGAAAACUAGCUAGAGAAUGGCAAAGAUUUGGAAGAUAUACAGCUUCUGUGAUGAGACAAGAAGUUGCUGCAUAUCAGGUUAAAUUAAGGCAUCUUGAAGCUAAACAACAGCAUCUCAUUGAAGAUAACAUGGAACUUAAGGAAUUGUGCUUAUAUUUAGAUGAAGAAAGAUGUGGACCAAAUAGGUUAAGAGAUAAUUCUGUAUGUAGAGCUUGUGGAAAUUCUUCUGGUUCUGGAAAUUUACCUGAAGAACUACACAGACGAGAUGAAGGCGAUGGUAGUAGCUCAUCUACAAAUGCUGAUGAAAAUAUGAUAUCUGGUAAUCAAAAUCAAGCCAUAUAUCAUAGACAGUUAAAUCAAUCUAGUGAUCAACAUCUACUGUAUGAUCAAAGAUCAUUAAAUUAUAUAAGACAGCUAGAAGCUAAAGUGAAAGAGUUAGAAGAUGAAAAAAAUAAAUUAUCUAAAAAGAUAACCCAAGAAGAAAAAAUUGAUCAAAAGAUUAGUAGUUGGAAUGCCGAUGGUUCUUUUCCAAAAAUGACACAUCCAGAAUCUGUUUUAACUGCUCUUCAAGUAUUAGAACUACGUGAACAAUUAGAAGAUAAGGGAGAUGAAAGUAAUAAUGGUGUUGAUAUGGAAGAUGAAGAAAAAGCAUUACUUAGAGAAAUGUGCAAUGUGGUAUGGCGAAAAUUGGAAGAUGCACAAUAAUUUAUAAAAAUUUUAUCUAAUUGAAUUAAUAUAAUAUAUUAAUUGCAUGUUUUAUGUAUUAUUUAAUUUU